Messenger RNA from Cuscuta campestris, 1051 nucleotides. Lineage: Eukaryota; Viridiplantae; Streptophyta; Magnoliopsida; Solanales; Convolvulaceae. The record is from the annotation of a GenBank genome assembly.
AAGAUUUAAAAGGGAUAAUAUUAAUCUUGUAUAUUAAAACUAGAAAAUAUAUCAAUAAUAUUUUAAAGAAAAUAUUAUAUCAAUUUUCUACACCCAAAAUAUCAACUUUGGGACUCAAAAUGUUUUUCUCUUCCUCUUCUCUUCUUGGCCGAAACUCUCUGUUUUGGGGAAGUGAAUGAGCUUCAUUUUUAUUAAAAUUUGGGGCCUUCUGCCCAAAAUCGUGAAUGAUGGAAGCGGAUGAGCAGCGGUUGAUGACGACUAAGGUGCGCACGCGAUGGGGCAACCUGCAGAUGGUCAGCAACGAGGUGACCCACUACGAUAAGCGACAAGGCGACCCGCAGCGGUCAGCGACAAGGCGACCCACAGCGGUCAGCAACAAGGCGACCCGCAACGGUCAGCAACAAGGCGACCCGCAGCGGUCAGCGACAAGGCGACCCGCAGCGGUCAGCGACGAGGCGACCAGCACUUGUCAGCGACUAGGCGACCAGCAACGAUCAGCAACGAGGCGACCAACGACGGUCGGUGAUGAGCGACCAGCGGUCAGCAACAAGGCGACCCGCAGCGGUCAGCGACAAGGCGACCCGCAACGGUCAGCAAGAAGGCGACUCGCAGCGGUCAGCGACAAGGCGACUCGCAGCGCGAUGGACUGCGGUGAGCUGACCCGCGGCGGUCAGCUGACGAGGCAACCCGCGGCGGUCAGCGACGAGGCGACCCACGGCGGUCAGCGACGAGGCGACCCGCGGCGGUCAGCAACGAGGCGACCCGCGGCGGUCAGCUACGAGGCGACCCGCGGCGGUCAUCGACGAGGCGACCCACGGCAGUCAUCGACGAGGCGACCCGCGGCGGUCAGCGACGAGGCGACCCGCGGCGGUCAGCGACGAGGCGACCCGCGGCGGUCAGUGACGAGGCGACCCACGGCUGUCAGUGACGAGGCGGCCCGCGACGGGGCGAUCCGUGGUUGUCCGUUUGGUAAGGCAACCCGCGCACAAAUGCCCAGGGUUUGAAGAAAGUUCAGUCUCUCGAUUCACAAUCCGCGUAAGAUUUGCAACGG